AUGAAGUGCCCCAUCUGCCACGACCUCGUCGACCGCCCCGUUACUACCCCCUGCGGGCACAACUUCUGCCUCGUGUGUUUCCGCAAGUGGCUGGCGCAGGGCAAGCGCAGCUGCGCCAAGUGCCGCCGCGCGGUGCCGCCCGACAUGAUGAAGCAGCCGCGCAUUAACCCCGUCAUCGUCGCCGCCAUCCGCCACGCCAAGGCCGCCGCCGCCCGCGCGGCCGCCGGCGGGCUGUCCACGUCAGCAGCACCAUCGAAGCCGUACGAGCCAAUCUGCAACGAGAAGCGGCCCGACCAGGCAUUCACCACGGAUCGCGCCGUGCGCAAGGGCCUCUCUAACGCGGCCUCGGGCCGGAUAUUCGUGACUAUAGCGGGGGACUUUUUCGGGCCAAUCACAGCAGAGUACGACCCGGAGAGGGGGACGGGCGUGGAGGUGGGCGAGACGUGGGCGAGCCGGCUGGAGUGCCGGCAGUGGGGCGCGCACCUGCCGCACGUGGCGGGCAUCGCGGGGCAGUCCCACCAUGGCGCGCAGUCAGUGGCGCUGUCGGGGGGUUACGAGGAUGACGAGGACAACGGCGAGUGGUUUCUGUACACUGGCAGUGGGGGCCGGGAUCUGAGUGGCAACAAGCGGACCAACAAGGAGCAUGCGUUCGACCAGCGCUUCGACAAGAGCAACCAGGCGCUCAGGCUCAGCUGCCUCAAGGGCUACCCCGUGCGCGUCGUCAGGUCGGAGAAGGAGAAGCGAUCCAGCUAUGCGCCACAGGCCGGUGUGCGGUACGACGGCAUCUACCGCAUCGAACGCUGCUGGCGCAAGAAGAGUAAAGUGGGCUUCCUCGUGUGUCGCUAUCUCUUCAUGCGCUGCGACAACUCGCCUGCCCCCUGGACCAGUGACGAUGUGGGCGACAGCCCGGGGCGGCAGCUGCCACAGGUGGCGGAGUUGAAGCAGGCGGUGGACGUCACAGAGCGCACAGGGCCACCUGCAUGGGACUGGAUUGUGAGUGGCGCACGGUGGACCUGUCCUUUCCUUGCUCUCUCAAGCCGGUCCUUUCCUUGCUCUCUCUACCCGACCACAGGAGGAGAAGCAGCAGUGGGGGUGGGUGCGGCCGCCCCCAGCAUGCACCAAGCCCAUCGGCGGCACCAGCACGGCGUGGCGCUCCGCCAAGCGCUUGGCGGCAAGCAGCACGGGCGAGGCGGUGAAGAAGCGCCGAGCGCUGGCGCAGAAGAGACUCGCCAAAGGCCUCCUCUCCAUCUCACGCCUCCUCUCCAUCUCAUGCCUCCUCUCCAUCUCAUGCCUCCUCUCCAUCUCAUGCCUCCUCUCCAUCUCGUGCCUCCUCUCCAUCUCAUGCCUCCUCUCCAUCUCACGCCUCCUCUCCAUCUCACGCCUCCUCUCCAUCUCAUGCCUCCUCUCCAUCUCAUGCCUCCUCUCCAUCUCAUGCCUCCUCUCCAUCUCGUGCCUCCUCUCCAUCUCAUGCCUCCUCUCCAUCUCACGCCUCCUCUCCAUCUCACGCCUCCUCUCCAUCUCACGCCUCCUCUCCAUCUCAUGCCUCCUCUCCAUCUCAUGCCUCCUCUCCAUCUCAUGCCUCCUCUCCAUCUCAUGCCUCCUCUCCAUCUCACGCCUCCUCUCCAUCUCACGCCUCCUCUCCAUCUCGUGCCUCCUCUCCAUCUCAUGCCUCCUCUCCAUCUCAUGCCUCCUCUCCAUCUCGUGCCUCCUCUCCAUCUCAAGCCUCCUCUCCAUUUCACGCCUCCUCUCCAUCUCACGCCUCCUCUCCAUCUCAUGCCUCCUCUCCAUCUCAUGCCUCCUCUCCAUCUCAUGCCUCCUCUCCAUCUCAUGCCUCCUCUCCAUCUCAUGCCUCCUCUCCAUCUCACGCCUCCUCUCCAUCUCAUGCCUCCUCUCCAUCUCACGCCUCCUCUCCAUCUCACGCCUCCUCUCCAUCUCAUGCCUCCUCUCCAUCUCAUGCCUCCUCUCCAUCUCAUGCCUCCUCUCCAUCUCACGCCUCCUCUCCAUCUCACGCCUCCUCUCCAUCUCAUGCCUCCUCUCCAUCUCAUGCCUCCUCUCCAUCUCGUGCCUCCAGUACCCAAACCUCCCUUCGCACCCACCCCUCCAAUUCCCCCCUCCCCCUCAGACUUCGCGUGUCUGCUGUGCAGGGGCGUGCUGCGCGACCCGGUGUCCACGCCCUGCCAGCACAGCUUCUGCCUCGCAUGCCUGCAGGCGCGCUUCCAGGGGCAGGCCGACACGCGCGACCGCUCCAAGACAGCGGGGCGGUCGCUGCGAGCGCAGAAGAUCGUGAAGCAGUGCCCCGCUGUGCGCUGCACGGCUGACAUUGCAGACGUGCUGUCCCGGCUGCAGGUGAAUCACGACAUGGCAGACCUGAUAGCCAUGCUGCUCGCAGAGACACACGCACAAGAUGCAGAUGAGGGGGAUGCAGGGGAGGGUGGGGAGGGGGGCGAUGCAGGGCAGGGCGGUGAGGAGGAUGGGGAGGAGGGCGCAGAGGGAGAGGAGGAUGAAGAGGAUGAGGAAAACGAGGAGGACGAGGGGAAGGGCAGUAGAGGGCAGGACGAAGGGAGGGAGCGUGAUGGAAGCAUGGAAGGUGCAGGAGAGGAGGGGGUGAAGGAGGAGGGGCGGAGCAAGGGGGUGCAAGCGUUGAAUGCGAUGGGUGCUGCGGGGAGCAGCGGAGGAGCGGGUGAGGGGAAAGGCAACGGCAUGCAGGGAGAGGUGGACGGGGGAAGGGAAGGCGGAGUGGAUGAGGGGAAGACUGGGGGAGUAGCAGGUGCGUUGAGUACCACUUCAGGUGGCGUUGUUGCUGGUGGCGUUGCUGCUGGUGGGACAGCUUCGGCACCAGAGGAGACAGCAGCAGAGGGAGCAGCUGUGGAAUGGGCAGAAACAGAGGGGGCGGCAGCAGGAAAGGCGUCAGCAGCAGCGGCACUGGUGGCAUGCAGGUCGAUGGCGGCUGCUCCAGAGGGGUUGCGGGAGGUGAUGAGGGAAUACCCUGAGUUCGAUGAAGCAACGCUGCGAGACAUGCUGGUGCGAAUGUGGGGUGGGAGGGAAAGAUUGGUGAUCUGUGCCAAGGGGGGAGGGGAAGAAUGGUGA
Molecule: messenger RNA, 3087 nt
Organism: Closterium sp. Yama58-4
Lineage: Eukaryota; Viridiplantae; Streptophyta; Zygnematophyceae; Desmidiales; Closteriaceae
Source: the annotation of a GenBank genome assembly